This is a messenger RNA of Thrips palmi, 880 nucleotides long. RefSeq lists its product as uncharacterized. The record is from RefSeq and is a predicted model, not a curated record. Bases 211 to 798 code for a protein of 195 amino acids. The transcript is spliced from 5 exons. NCBI's taxonomy places the organism in Eukaryota, Metazoa, Arthropoda, Insecta, Thysanoptera, Thripidae.
GCAAAUGCGACUGGAGCGAGUUGAUAGCUUCACAGGCAACUGCUUAUUGCUGCCGUUGGCCCACUGAGUCCAGUGUUGCAGGCUGCGAACAGGCUAGAUUGAAAUUUCACCACAAAAGAUCCCAGAAUAUGCGAAGUUCUGGUUUUCUAAACCCAACUACGCUAACUAAUCUUCACCAACCACUCCAAGAGGCUCUUCGCGGAAUUCAGAAUGCAUUUCUGGGCCUUCAUUUUGAUUUUCACCGCGGCGCACGCCAAAAUACAAGUGAGCACCGCAAGGGCUCCUCCGCCUCGUGCGGCGAUGCAGUUCCACGCCUUUGAACAAUGCAAAGGCGUAGAAACUCCGUUUCUGAUGAGAAACUCGUCGAUCACCCGCUCCAGACACGGAGCUGCUGCAUUCAGUGCAGACUUCUUCAACCACAAAGUACUCAAGACUUUUUCAAAGUUGGAGAUAACCAUGACAAAGUGCGCGGACGCCGUGUCAUACAACACAUGCGAGUACGAGGGCACGCACAAGUUCUCCGUUGGACUGUGUCAACUCAUCACUUCCCCAACCAUGCCGUGGUCCUCCUCCGUGAACUGCCUGCAACCGCCGGUUCGCUGCCCUCUCGCAACCGGUGCCUACGCGCUGAGGAACGCCACAGUUGACAUGAGCGCCGUCUUUAAAUUGGCGGGGCCAGGUAUCCUGGACGGCAAGUUCGACAACAUCUACAAAGCUGACGUUCGCGUCUUCAACGAGAAGAAUGAAAUGCAUAUCUGCUUCACCGCCACAUACAGUGUGAAGCGUAUCAAAAACUAAUGUGAUUAGGAACCUCACGAGAAUCAAGACGCGUCAAAGUGUCUCUCACUUGGUUGCGCAAACAACUAGGAUUUUUCAGAUC